This is a messenger RNA of Cylindrotheca closterium, 720 nucleotides long. NCBI's taxonomy places the organism in Eukaryota, Bacillariophyta, Bacillariophyceae, Bacillariales, Bacillariaceae. The record is from the annotation of a GenBank genome assembly.
AUGCGGUUACCUUUUCUCUUUGCCCUCUUGUGCUCAAUCCAUACUUCAGCAUUUCAAAUCUUGCAAACGCAACAAAUACAGGCAACAAUAUUGAGUGCGACCCGCCGAGAUUGGCUUUCCGGAGUGGUCACUGUGUGUGGAACGAUUGCUGUCGGAAGCAUGAAACCUCAGGAGACACAAGCAAUUGGUCCCAUUCGCAUUGACCUGCUGAAUCCCGAAUAUUCUGCGGUUCCCUGCCCAAAGGACAAGCCUAUACCUGGAGAAAAAGCGAUGAAGGGGAUGCGUCCAAUGUGCGUUACGGUGGAAGUUUCGCUCGAAAGUAUUCCGGAGAAGGAUAUUGAAAAGGUUGGAGUAUAUGGAUUCGUAACUGACAAGGCAACAGGGGAAAGCGUCUUGGCCAACAAUCCUGAUCUUUCAACAGAUGCUGGUCAGUUUGCUAUCGUUCCAGAAAUCAAGAAAACAGACAAAAAGAUUGCAUUUGAAUUCAUUGCGGCAGUGCCGAGGGAGAUGGACACAAGUCUUUACCCCAAUGGGAUCGCGCCGCUUCAAUUUGACAGUCUUCGAGUCGUCAGUUUUCCAGGAGGCCAACAAUAUGGAGCCAUUAAUCCUUGUGAAAUGAAUGAGUUCAGUGAGGAGUGUGAGGUCUGGGAAAACGAGAACGGAGAAUAUGUGAAAGGAGAUUAUAUGGUAAAGAGCAAUCCAAGGACAAAGGGACGCUGA